This is a messenger RNA of Mucor velutinosus, 2424 nucleotides long. RefSeq names its product Mediator of RNA polymerase II transcription subunit 7 (gene MED7). The transcript has 3 exons. The coding region runs from base 1 to 2424 and encodes 807 amino acids. Gene Ontology annotation, molecular function: DNA-binding transcription factor activity, RNA polymerase II-specific; RNA polymerase II cis-regulatory region sequence-specific DNA binding; zinc ion binding. Lineage: Eukaryota; Fungi; Mucoromycota; Mucoromycetes; Mucorales; Mucoraceae. Gene Ontology annotation, biological process: positive regulation of transcription by RNA polymerase II; negative regulation of transcription by RNA polymerase II. The record is from RefSeq and is a predicted model, not a curated record.
AUGCAAAAUUCAAGCUUUGAAUCGUCGGAUUCAAAGAGCAAAUAUUCAGAGCUCCAACUCAACGAACUGAAGAAAAAGGGCGCUUUGGACAGAACAGCAGCUGCUUUAUCACCAAAGACGCCUCCUGCUGUUACAGCUGCUCUGUUAUCAGAUUCAUUGUUUCCUCCCAGGAAGCCCAAAGCGAUGAUUGAAGAUAGCGAUGAGGAAGACAGUGAUGCUGAGGACGAUAAAAAGGGCAAAAAGGAGGAUCCUUUAGCUACACAAGUGUGGAGAUUAUAUACAAAGGCAAAAGACACAUUGCCCAACGGUUCGAGACUGGAAAACCUGACUUGGAGAAUGAUGGCAAUGACGCUGAACAAGAAGAAAAAAGCUGAAGCCGAAGCUGCUGAAGCCGCUGAGAAAGAGAAGAUGAAAUACGGGCAGCAAGAUGAUGAAAUGGAAGAAAAUACCAUGUCGCCUCCUCCUCCAGAUGAUACAACAACGUUGCUUAGUUCCUCUGCUCCUCCGUAUAUGCUGGAUUUCAUGGGCAAUGCAAUGGCAAACCACCACAACACUGUAUCGCACCACCAGCAACAGCAGCAUCAGCAUCAUCAUCAACAACAACAGCAGCAACAGCAGCAACAGCAGCAGUUGCAAUAUCAACAGCAGCAAUACCACCAUCAAGUGCAGCAGCUCCAUGAGCAAAAGCGAAAUGUGAUGGUGUAUGGUUCUGCCAGAGCAUCGACGCCUGCUAACCUCCAUAUGACCAGCUUGAAUAGUAAUAGUAGCAGCCUUAAUAUUACCAACAGCAACAUGAAUCGACAUAAUAGCACCAGUAGCAAUACAAGCACUGGCAACAGUACCAAUCAAAACAUGUUUUCCAAUGUAUACGGUACCAACAGUAUCACCAUUCCUGCAGAUAUGGACAUGUCAGAGGAUUAUCGUGAUUCGACAAUUUCACCACUGUCGACAGCUUCAUCAUUUCAACCAUCCACAUCUGUGGAGUCUACUCAUUUCAAUUAUUUCAGUCAAUCUGUACCGAGCUAUCACAACAGUAACCAUGGCAGCAGUAUGCAAAAUCACUUUCUCAAUCAGCAACAGCAGCAGCAACAACAAAGUCCAACCACCUCUGGUCUGUUUCCUCAAUUAGGGUCGACACUACCUGAAUCUCAACAAGCUGCCUUCUUCGGAUCCACACCCAAUGAAAACACGCCAUCUCCUGCUGCUUAUUCUCCAGCACAGAGCAACAAUGCCGGCGCAAUGAGUUUUGAAGAUCUUUUGACUAUGUAUUAUGUAAACGGAAACACUGCUGCCGCCGCCGCUGCAGCAGCAGCUGUGGCGGUUGCUGGCACAUCGCCCUCCAAUGUACCUACAUCUACAUCAACGACUUCUAAUAAUGGAAAUAUGUUAAUCAGCAAGAAUUCCAACGAAGCUCCGGCCAUCUCUCAUUUGUCAACUAGUUUUCCACUACCCCAGUCCCAAGAUGUACUAUUGACACCCAGUGGCCAUUCACCUGGUGCUGCUUCAUCACUAGGUACAUCGUAUGGCAACAGUACUAAUUCACUGUCUCGAUUACACGAACAAACAUCAUCUUCAUCGAUUGGCGGAUCCCCAAACAAUCUCGAAACCCUGAGCUCUAGUCCGAAACAGCAAGUUAAUCAAGAUAAGACAUUGCAAGAGGAAACUCCUCUUCAUAACAAGAAAGAUAACAACGCAACAAGCAGUAACACCAAUACCACUGGUGGCAGUAGUAGCAGUAGUAGCGGUAGCAGCAGCAAUUCCAACACAAAAUGUACCAAUUGUAGUACCACCACCACACCAUUAUGGCGUCGCAAUCCCGAGGGCCAGCCCUUAUGUAAUGCAUGUGGUCUAUUCUUAAAGUUGCAUGGCGUUGUUCGACCUUUAAGUCUCAAAACAGAUGUGAUAAAGAAGAGAAAUCGUAGCGGCAACUCAAACACGACAGUGGCAACACAGAAAUCGAAUACAAACACAACUAGUAACAGUAUGGGAAUGAAUAUCAACGGAGGAAAGAAACCCAAUCCAUUUUUGCAACAGAGCCCCAUGCCUACGAUGGGGUCUAAUCUUAACACAGCGCAAGGUAUGAUGUACAAGCGAUCUUCUGGAUCGGGAAAUAUGGUCAAUAUAGCACCUACAAUCCAGCAAAGUGGAGGCGGAUCGAAUGGUAGACCCAUCACAUUUGCAACUUCUCGUUGGGGCCCUCAAACGAUUACAAAACGUCAGCGAAGACAUUCCAUUGAUGAUAAAGCACAGCAAUCACAGCAACAGCAACAGCAACAGCAACAGCAGCAACAGCAACAGCAGCAGCAGCAACAGCAACAGCAGACACAAUUGCAACAACAACAGCAACAACAAGGCGUGUUUCGUAUAGGGUCAUUAGGAUCAACCCAACAUAGUUUCCCUCCUCCUCCCUCUUCCUCUUCAUAG